Messenger RNA from Microbotryum saponariae, 525 nucleotides. The record is from the annotation of a GenBank genome assembly. NCBI's taxonomy places the organism in Eukaryota, Fungi, Basidiomycota, Microbotryomycetes, Microbotryales, Microbotryaceae.
AUGGUUCGCUUCAGUCUCGUCGCCCUCACCUGUGCCUUCGCGGCACUCGCCGCGGCCAAGAACGACCCUAAGAAGAAUAAUCACCAUGAUCUUACCCCCCCAUGGGUGGAGCAGGACGGCACUGCUGGCCACUGUUUCGACAGGAGCCUGAUAGAUGUUAUGCGGUCGUGGGAACCGGUAAGUGUCGGCCUGGUAGGGGCUUCGGGGUGCUUCAGCAAAAUCUGACUCCCCACGCACUGAGACAUACGGUAUUGCCAAGCCAAGGACGCCUUGGACGUGUCGGCGUUCCUCAAGUGUGCAUGCACCACCGAAAUACUCAACGGCAAUGAUACCCAUAUCGACGAGUAUUUUCAGCAGCUUGGUACUAGUGCUAGCUACCGUCAGUGGUCCUUGGUCACCCGCGAAGAGCCGCUGGACAGGGGCUCAUAUUCCAAUAACCUCUGGUUCCUUGUUCACAAAAGAUUGCCCGCACUUGAUGGAGGAUGUGAUCAACCUUGGAUGCACACACACGGGCUGCGACGCUAA